Molecule: messenger RNA, 1192 nt
Organism: Pteronotus mesoamericanus
Lineage: Eukaryota; Metazoa; Chordata; Mammalia; Chiroptera; Mormoopidae
Gene: S1PR3
Product: sphingosine-1-phosphate receptor 3
Exons: 1
Coding region: 16-1152 (378 amino acids)
Biological process (GO): regulation of metabolic process; adenylate cyclase-activating G protein-coupled receptor signaling pathway
Cellular component (GO): cytoplasm; plasma membrane
Molecular function (GO): sphingosine-1-phosphate receptor activity
Source: RefSeq, a predicted model, not a curated record
UGUGAAUUCCAAGUGAUGGCCAGGGUCCUCACACCGAGCCCCAGACCCUUUCUUUGGAAUGAGACUCUGCACAAACAUUACAACUACGUGGGCAAGCUGGCCGGCCGACUGAAGGACACCCCUGAGGGCAGCACCCUCACUACAGUGCUGUUCCUGGUCAUCUGCAGCUUCAUCGUCCUGGAGAACCUGAUGGUUCUGAUUGCUAUCUGGAAAAACAAUAAAUUUCACAACCGCAUGUAUUUUUUUAUCGGCAAUUUAGCUCUUUGCGACCUGCUGGCUGGUAUUGCCUAUAAGGUCAACAUUCUGAUGUCAGGCAAGAAGACAUUGAGCCUGUCUCCCACAGUCUGGUUCCUGCGGGAAGGCAGCAUGUUCGUGGCCCUCGGGGCAUCUACCUGUAGCUUACUGGCCAUCGCCAUUGAGCGGCACUUGACCAUGAUCAAAAUGAGGCCAUAUGAUGCCAACAAGAAGCAUCGAGUCUUCCUUCUGAUUGGAAUGUGCUGGCUUAUUGCAUUCUCACUGGGCGCCUUACCCAUUCUGGGCUGGAACUGCCUGAAUAACCUCCCUGACUGCUCCACUAUCCUGCCCCUCUAUUCCAAGAGCUACAUCGCCUUCUGCAUUAGCAUCUUUACUGCCAUCCUGGUGGCCAUCGUGAUCCUGUAUGCGCGCAUCUACUGCCUGGUGAAGUCUAGCAGCCGCAGGGUGGCCAGCCCCCACAACUCAGAGCGGUCCAUGGCCCUGCUACGAACUGUGGUGAUCGUGGUGAGCGUGUUCAUUGCCUGCUGGUCCCCACUCUUCAUACUCUUCCUUGUCGACGUGGCCUGCAAAGUGAGGGAGUGUGCUAUCCUGUUCAAGGACAAGUGGUUCAUUGUGCUGGCAGUACUCAACUCCGCCAUGAACCCUGUCAUCUACACACUGGCCAGCAAGGAGAUGCGGCGCGCUUUUUUCCGGCUGGUCUGCAACUGCCUGGUUAAGGCCCAAAGCACCCACUCCUCACCCAUCCAGCUUGCCCUUGAUCCAAGCAAAAGCAAAUCCAGCGGCAGUAACAACAGCAGCCCCUUUCCGAAGAGCAAGGAAGACAUUCCCCAAACGGUCACCUCACCCUGCAUAACUGACAGGAACAAAACCCUGCAGAACGGGAUCCUCUGCAAGUGAGGCCCAGUCUCAAGGCAUAAAGGUCCUUACAUCUCCAUUA